UGCGGUUUAAAUUAUUGAGCUAUUCCUCCCCCCAUAAUGCCAACAUUAAAGAUUUCAUUCUCGUUAUAUCAUAUUUUGAUAUGUGAGCUUAAAUGAUGAGUAUUGGUUUGGACCCAAGAUAUAUCUUCGCGGUGCCAUACCAUAACACUCAUAUAUGGUGGCCUAGGCCACCACACUCUUCUUUGUGAAGAGUUGGAGUUGUUUGGUUUUUCAUUGGAUUUUAUUGACAUCUCCAUGUUCUUAUGGGAAAUCACUCUAGUUUGGCCUUAUUUGCUCAUAUCUUGCAAACUUGAGUGACCAUGUACCAUUAACAGUUUGUAUCUUCUAAAACCUAAGCCUACUCUCCCCUAUAAGCCAUUUCCAUCUUGCUCAUUUGUCAUGUUUGGUAAAAAACUUGGAGUUUGAGGUUUUUCGGUCGGAUGAUCUAGGGUGCUCCAUCUUAUUGGUAAAUUUGUACCUUAUAUGUGACGUGAUACUUUAUUACAUCAUAUAUGGGACUUGCAAAUAACCAACGAAAGAUGGGCUGGAUUUCCGGUGAUUCUGGAAUUUUCCAGAACCCCGGAUAAUCCGGCCCCAGGCCACCCCGGAAUAUCCGGCCCGGCCGGAUUAUCCGCCCUAAGCUAGGGCCGGAUUAUCCGGCCUGGGCAGAUCUUGAAAGGGUUGAGUCGAGGGCGCAGGGGGCAAAACGGUUCAGACCUUCCCCCCCCACGCGCCUCUCUCCUCUUUCUCCUCUCAAGGCCGCCGGAUCUCCUCCUCCUCGCCGGAGACGCUCCAUCCGCCCCCUCUCGGAGUUCUUGGGUGGAUCGGGUGCACCUCCUCCCUAGCUACCUUCUCCACCAAGCGGUUUCCACAAUGGAUGUGGGUGGUGCUUCUCGGGGUGGUCGGAGACGCCAGAGGCAUGAUCGAUCUAGUGACGAGUUUGCACCCAAUGCUCCUCGCAAGUCGGUCACUUCAAGAAGGAAGAACAAGGAAGUGAGGGAGAACUACAAGGCCAUGGAUCCAGUUUCUUAUUCCGCUAUCCGCUUGAAGAACUGGUAUGAAGAUGUGCCAAGGGAUGAAGAGAUAGAGGGCAGGAGAUAUUGGUGCAUGGAGCAAAUGUACAUCUACAAGGACAUCUAUGAGCCAAUGAAGAAUCUGAGACCCAUGCAAGCCAUUGAUGUGGACAUUCUAGCUGAAAACGAUCACUUUGAAGAUGCUAUCUGGGUUGUUGGAAGAAUGGGCUUGAAAGAUAUCAUGAAGAUUCAAUGUGACUAUAGCCCAGAGUUGGUGAAGCAAUUCUUUGCCACUUUGGCAAUCAAGACUGAUGAGGAACGCACUAUGGAAUGGAUGUCCGGCUCCACACCGCUGCGGUGCCACUCUGCGCCGCUUUGCCGGUAUUCUUGGAGUCCCUAUUGA
Messenger RNA from Lolium perenne, 1395 nucleotides. RefSeq lists its product as uncharacterized. Lineage: Eukaryota; Viridiplantae; Streptophyta; Magnoliopsida; Poales; Poaceae. The record is from RefSeq and is a predicted model, not a curated record.